Messenger RNA from Larimichthys crocea (large yellow croaker), 974 nucleotides. RefSeq names its product gastrula zinc finger protein XlCGF8.2DB. NCBI's taxonomy places the organism in Eukaryota, Metazoa, Chordata, Actinopteri, Sciaenidae. Gene Ontology annotation, biological process: regulation of transcription by RNA polymerase II. The record is from RefSeq and is a predicted model, not a curated record. Gene Ontology annotation, molecular function: DNA-binding transcription factor activity, RNA polymerase II-specific; RNA polymerase II cis-regulatory region sequence-specific DNA binding. Gene Ontology annotation, cellular component: PcG protein complex; chromatin; transcription regulator complex.
AGAUUCACAGAACAGAAGCGUCUGAAGAGACACAUGAGAGUCCACACAAGAGAGAAACCACAUGGCUGUGAUGACUGUGGGAAAAGAUUUAAGCGUCAGUCAAAUUUAAAGAUACAUAUGAGGAUCCACACAGGGGAGAAACCAUUUGGCUGUGAUGAUUGUGGGAAAAGGUUUAAUCGGCAUUCAAAUUUAAAGAUACAUAUGAGGAUCCACACAGGAGAGAAACCAUUUGGCUGUGAUGCUUGUGGGAAAAGAUUUAAGCGUCAGUCACAUUUAAAGUUACAUAUGAAAGUCCACACAGGAGAGAGACCAUUUAGCUGUGAUGACUGUGGGAAAAGAUUCACAGACCAGAAACGUCUGAAGACACACUUGAGAAUCCACACAGGAGAGAAACCACAUGGCUGUGAUGACUGUGGGAAAAUAUUCAUCGAACCAAGAAUGUUGAGGAGACACAUGAUAGUCCACACAGGAGAGAAACCAUUUGGCUGUGAUGACUGUGGGAAAAGGUUUACACAACAGGGAAGUCUGAAGAGACACAUGAGAGUCCACACAGGAGAGAAACCAUUUGGCUGUGAUGACUGUGGGAAAAGGUUUACUCAGCAGUCAAAUUUUAAGGUACAUAUGAGGAUCCACACAGGGGAGAAACUAUUUGGCUGUGAUCUUUGUGGGAACAGAUUUACAGAACUGGGAAGUUUGAAGGAACACAUGAAAAUCCACACUGAGAAAAAACAUUGGACAAUGAGUGUUAUGAGUUAUGAUGUGUGCAAAAUGUUUGUAGCGUGUGUUAAACGCCAUACAUAUGUUCAUAUAUCCAAAAUGUACAGUUAAUAAUACGUCCAGGUUAUUUAUGUUGUAAUUUUGUUUAUCUCUGUGUCGUUGCAGUUGUUUACCUGGCGGACGGCACGAUAUUGUUAGUGUUAGCAUUAGCAUGUGUAACAGUGAAUGCUUCUGCAAAUAAACCGUGAAGAAACAGU